UCUCAAUUCUUUAGCUGAAUCGCAAUACGCUGGACGUAUUCAGCACCGAAAAAUACAUACAUCAUAUUUCUUUUUGAGUGUGUCUGACAAGCAAAAGGAGUCACGUACGCGUAGUGUCCUUAAUUGGGAGGCAGCAUAUAAAAUUCAGCUCAAAACUUUUUAGACCAACAUACACCCUUACACGCCCACUUCUAUCUUGCGACAAGCGCUAGAGUUUAAACGCACAUAGGUAAACAUUGUUUCUCAAAAGCACACACACCUACAACGAUGACCUGGUUUAGUGGCGUAACUACGUCGUGUGUCAGUGAUUUCCGGUGUAAGCGGAAGUGUCACGGCUAUUUGUUUUUGGCAUGUGCUUUGCUGUUGAUUGCGGUGCCGGUGAAUGCACGUCCCAAGGAAGCGGAGAGCGAUAUUGUCGUACCGCUAGACGAGGGAGUGCCGCUGAGUGAGGAAUAUGGCGAUGUAGAUAAUAUUGAGUUUCAUCAAGCUAAAAUUAUUGAUGGCAUAUUAAAGGAGGAUCAUCCAGUUAUAAUGUACAAAGAGGAUUUUGUUAGCGAAGAUUUUGUUCCCAAAAAGAACAAAACUCAUCGCUUGCGAAAACAUAAAGAUCCGGCGCACCGACGUCGUCGUAUUGGUGAUAAUUCUGCCUCUGAGGAAUAUCAUCCGCUGCAGCCGGAAAAAAUCUAUUUCGAUAUAUUAUCAUCAGCGCCCAUUAUCGCCUCAGAUGAGUCGAAGGCGGCCUCGUCAAAAAUGCAUGUAGAAGUAAUUUCCUUAGCUGAUGCUGACUCCAAACUGGUAGAGAACAAGGAUGAAGUGAAGCGCGUGCUUAAUAAGCGCCCAAAGAAAUUCCAUCACCGUCGACAACGUCGCGACACCGAUAGAAACGGGGAUGGUGCACAUGUGGUGCAAAAGCGCAAUCCAUAUUAUAGAUUUUCAAAGGUUUCUACCAACGCCAAUAGCUUAAGUGGUCCAGCACACAUUGCCAACUACUAUCUGCCUAGUUAUCCACCAGCAAAGCGCUUUGAAAAACAUCCAGUUGCUGGAGAAUACUUUAACGGCCCCAUCAAUGUCAUUCAAGUUGCUACAAGAUUUGGUGACCCCUCCAAUAGGGAUCGUGUGGUUUGGCGCGAUUACACGCCAACUAAAAAUCCCAAUCAACGUUUAAACAUCACAGUUGGACCCCCUGCACCGCUAUUUCCUCAACGAACUACACCUACACCAUUGCCAGUUGUAACGAGUGGGCCCGUUAGCAGACCCCAGUCUAACUUCAAUGGUGCGGGAUCUAUUCCUAAUACCAUAGUCACAAAAACGCCCACUCGUUAUCCCACAGCAGCUCCACCGACACAAUCUUCCUCCACCGCCUGCGUUUGGGCCAUCGCCAGCUGCUGUACGCCCAACGAGCAAGCUGUGCGGUAUAACUGCUUCCAACGCUAUGGUUGUAAUUUGGUCUUUUGGAAUUUGAAUCCUUGCGCGGAUAAUAUACGCGACAAUGUUGUCAAUUAUCUGAAUCAACAAUUCGAAUAAUAUGAAAAGAUGAGAAGCGUAACCAUAGUUUAGUUUGUAAGUUUAAGUUAUUGUGUUUGUUUUGUUUUAAUUAUAAAUUUUUGGAUUUUUUUAAUUAAUUUUAAGUUUUAGUAUCUGGAGAGCUCUGUGUUUUUUUAAUGUGCUAAUUUCUCAACAUGUGUAUUAUGCAGCUAUGCAAAUGUAUUUAAUGUAAGCUUUUUGUCUAGCGUCUUCCGUCAAGUCUCAAACGAUGAAUUUGAAAAAAAAAUAUAUAAUAUAUAUAUUUAUAACA
This is a messenger RNA of Anastrepha ludens (Mexican fruit fly), 1795 nucleotides long. RefSeq lists its product as uncharacterized. The transcript has 7 exons. NCBI's taxonomy places the organism in Eukaryota, Metazoa, Arthropoda, Insecta, Diptera, Tephritidae. The record is from RefSeq and is a predicted model, not a curated record. Bases 268 to 1524 code for a protein of 418 amino acids.